AUGAGUGGCAAAAGUGUGGUUUGUGCUGACUGUGAUGGAAGGUGCGAUCGUAACUUGUAUAGGUUAUUUAUGGCACGUCGAUAUAAGCAAAUUCUUUAUUACAUAGAAAACUACCCUGAACGAUGCUACAAGUUAAUUCUUUCUGAAGUUAUUCCUUUCGUUCUGGAUCAAUGCUUUGGUGAGAAAAAGUUUGACCUUUGUGCAGAAUUGGUUGAAAAAUAUAUAUCAAAGCAUGAUAUUGUGUGGGACCAAUGGAUUUUUCGAUUUGGCUUACAAAGACAUAUUGGAUGCCUGGCCCGAGUUUACAACCCCAAGAACUCCGAUGGAGCUUUAAAUACAAGAUUUUUACUUCAACUUGUAAAGUAUGAUAGUUAUGAACUGGAUAUGCUAUUACAACACUGGCCGCGUAUGUUGUAUAGUGCUGAAGUGAUUUUAUCUGGUAUUCUCGCACGUCUUUACUUUAAGAAACAAGAAGCUUGUGGUGUACAAGCGUCAUGCCAAACAACCAAGUUGACCUUCGUGGAAUGGCAGAAUGCUUUAAGCGAGCUUUAUUUUGAGGAUGACGUGAUUCACUUACUUCGGGCCUAUCUCCAUAUUUGUUUUCAAAAUGAAAAAUAUAUGGAUGCAGCAAAAGGCUACAUGGAGUAUUUUGUUAUGAUGCUUCCUUUCACAAGAGAUCAACGUCAACGAAGCUAUGAAGUAUUUGAAGGAUAUACCCUGCGUGCGCAGCCCUUUCGCGAAUUUCCACCUCACAAUCUUAUUCAUUUGUGGGAUUUAUUGACAAGCCAUAAUAUACUUGAGGAAUUUAUUUGGUUGAAGGACUCUAGUGGCACGACUGUUUUUUUAACCCCACUUCUUAUUUACUACCGUGAAGAAUUUGGACGCUACCUGAUUGAUUCUCUUCAUGCAGAUUUUCUUGAAGAGAUAUUAAAAUUUACUGCUCAUGAAUUGAAAGACCAGCCAGUCCAACUUUUACAUGUCCUUGAUGCCCUUACGAGAGUGUCACCUCUAUCAACACGCUCAUAUCAUGCACUUAUGGCGGAGCUUUACGCGGAGCAUGCACCAGAGAAACUAUUGGCCUUUAUUCAACAUCCUCAGGUGGGUGGAUUAAAUUUGAAAAAAAUUGCUGAAAUUGUUGAAAAACAAAAGCUAUUUCGAGAACUUGUUUAUAUUGUUGGUAAAACUGGGAAUGAUCUUGAGGCUGUUCGCAUGGCUAUUCGAUGCAUCAAAAGUGUCCCUCUUGCAAUGGAAUACAUAAAGGAUCACCCUGAUGAUACUCGUCUUUUGAACUUGGUUAUGGCGAACGUGAUUCAAUCGCCCAUUCUUAUUGGUGACUUUUUAGACGCAGCGGGCGAUUUUGCGGACAUGAAAUCAUUUUUGCAAUCCAUUCCUUCACCAAAUCGUCUUUAUGUUCCUCAUGGUGGCCCCCGCGUGAAGAGAGUGCUUCAAGGCAAAUCGUGUCUUGAACGAAUUUCGAAGUCUUCGUUAGAUUCUAUCUUGUUAGAUACUCGCGUUUCACUUAUUCGAUUGCGACAACAAAAGUGCAGGGGGACGCGUUGUAUACCAGGGAACUUUUGCAGUUCAUGUGGUCAAACUAUUUUAGGGGAUUACAUGGUAAAUAGUACCGGAGCAGCCUUUCAUACAGGUUGCGCUUCCCCCUUCUUUCUACAGUGCAAAAGGCAUGAAAAAUUAGUACGCCACCAGAAUGGGAAGCCAUGGAUGAGUGAGGAGAGCGCCUCUAAAAUGGAUUACGUUGAGUAUUAUACAUAUAGAUCUCUCGGUAGUUCUAAUCCAAUCAAAUUGUUGCCAGAGGAAGAGAUUUAUCGAAUACUUUCCUUUUUGUCCCCCCACGAACGAGAAGUUUGUCGGGUUGUGAGUCGUGAAUUCCGAAGGUCAAUUAAAUCGUUUUACCUAUUUGCCAAGAGAGAAGAUGAUAAUGCCUUUAGUCGUUAUUCUGCUCGGUUGGAAAGUGUGGGAGAGAAGAAUUGCAGGUGUACCUUACACUUGGGAAAAGUAUCUGUAGUUACUUCACUGAAAGGUGUACAACAACAUCUUGGCGAUGCCGUUUAG
This is a messenger RNA of Trypanosoma conorhini, 2070 nucleotides long. RefSeq names its product putative vacuolar protein sorting-associated protein 41. The record is from RefSeq and is a predicted model, not a curated record. Gene Ontology annotation, molecular function: protein binding. The transcript has a single exon. Lineage: Eukaryota; Euglenozoa; Kinetoplastea; Trypanosomatida; Trypanosomatidae. Gene Ontology annotation, biological process: cellular response to starvation; protein targeting to vacuole; endosomal vesicle fusion. The coding region runs from base 1 to 2070 and encodes 689 amino acids. Gene Ontology annotation, cellular component: HOPS complex; late endosome.